Neurospora tetrasperma FGSC 2508 is the source of this 371-nucleotide messenger RNA. RefSeq lists its product as uncharacterized. Lineage: Eukaryota; Fungi; Ascomycota; Sordariomycetes; Sordariales; Sordariaceae. The record is from RefSeq and is a predicted model, not a curated record. Bases 51 to 329 code for a protein of 92 amino acids. The transcript is spliced from 2 exons.
CUGGUCGAAGCACCUGGUUCAAGACGCUCAGCCGGGAGACGGACAAAAUCAUGGCUUCAUGCCUACAUGCUUUGAUGCCGCGUGGCCGUCGACGCAAACACAAUGUCAAGGGACUGGAUGCCCACAUGGCCGCACUAAUUGAAGUUGACUGGCGGUAUUUCGCAGGCAUAAAAAUAUCUCCGAAUAUCCGAGUUGAACGGGUUUCCACUUUCCAGUUCCCAAUCCCAUUAGUCACUGCGGGGCAACGGCUCAACGGCUUCCCACUCCGACCGCUAUAUAAUACCCUAAGUGUUCGCAUCGUCCAAUACAGGCCGCACAUCCUCCACUGACGGUUACCGUUCCCGAUGAACUCUCACCCUGUAAAGGCGAUG